Messenger RNA from Chinchilla lanigera (long-tailed chinchilla), 4742 nucleotides. It is a transcript of the gene Serpini1, whose product is annotated as serpin peptidase inhibitor, clade I (neuroserpin), member 1. The transcript is spliced from 10 exons. The record is from RefSeq and is a predicted model, not a curated record. Gene Ontology annotation, biological process: negative regulation of endopeptidase activity. The coding region runs from base 1250 to 2482 and encodes 410 amino acids. Gene Ontology annotation, molecular function: serine-type endopeptidase inhibitor activity. NCBI's taxonomy places the organism in Eukaryota, Metazoa, Chordata, Mammalia, Rodentia, Chinchillidae.
GUGUUGUACUUGUUAAUGCAUCGCACGCCUGGGCAUUGCACCGAGCCAGCAAGGGGCAGAGAACCACCUUGCUGGGCUGGAAACGGCCUCAGCCUCAGUGAGGAAACACUUUAUCAAAGGGAAUAAAAAAUGGAAAUGAGCAACUUCUAGGCUCAUUACAGUCACCUAGAAACCUUAAAAGCUGCAACUGCCCUUGCUGUUCCUUCCAGGGCUGUAUUAAUUUGAGAGAUGUUGGGUUGGCACCUGCUUCGUGUAUUGUGUUGUGUCGUAUUCCGAGCAGCCUCGUCUGUACAGAGGCGACCGUUCCAUUUGUGCCCUCAAAGUCUAAGGCGAGAGAGGAUACACCUACGGAACGAUCUGCUCUGGAAGCCCCGGUGUGUACUUUCGGCAGGUGGAGAUAAAAUGUAGCAGCACUGCAGAGAUGAAGGGAUUUUUCUUUAACUGAAGAACUGGAGACACUCCGAAGUGGAACACAAUACUGAGGAAGAGUUAGGAUCUGAAAUUCUGGAACUAAGAGGGGGUGAUUCUAGAAAAAAAUACACAAGUCAGCGACAUGAGAGGGAACGCCUCUGCAAGGCAAAUCUGAUCGGAGCUGUGGGGUUUGUAGGAGGGUGAUGAGUGAUGAGUAGAACGUUAUGCUCAAUCCCAGUGCGAAUGAAGGAUUGCGUUCCAGACUAGAGAUUCUGGGCUUCGGUCUACAGCGUCCUGCGGUGUUUUUCUAUGUGCGGGAGUAACUUAGCCAUAGGGUGUGUGAAGGCAGUUGAUCUGGAGGCAGUUUGUAAGCUGUUGGGGAAGGCACUAACCAAGGAUGCAGACAGUGUUUGGGAGCCGUCGGUGUAGCCCUUGAAAGGUGCGGAGCUGCUGUUGUGGCCGCGGCAUGGCCAUUGGAGGGCCGCAGGAGCGGUGCUGGCUGCAGCGUGGGGUGGGUGUGGCCAGUUCACUGAACCUGGGGAGAGCGGACCGAGAAGGGCCAGAGGCCGGUACUGUGAGCAAAGAAGUGAGCUGGCUCGGUAAGAGAGCGGCCUGUUUCAGCCGCCUUGCCUCCAGAGCGCCCACAGCAACUGCAGUGCAAACGGCUGAAGAGCAGGGGAUGAUGUACCUCAGAGCUAAAGAAAAGAAACCCUGUGGGUCUGUGGGUUCCGCUCCUGGAACACUGCCUGUCUGCCUCUGGACCAGCUGCCCUCAACCUGUUGUUCCCAGUUUGAGGUCAGGGAACACCCCACCCGCCGAAGCUUGAAACUAUCCCAGUAUGGCUUUCCUUGGGCUAUUCUCUUUGCUGGUUCUGCAAAGUGUGGUGUCAGGAGCCUCUUUCCCAGAUGGAACCAUUGCAGAGGUGUCGGUGAGCAUGUACAACCAUCUCCGAGCCUCUGCGGAAGAUGAAAAUAUUCUCUUCUCUCCGCUGAGCAUUGCCCUUGCAAUGGGAAUAAUGGAACUUGGGGCUCAAGGCUCUACUCUGAAAGAAAUCCGCCUUGCAAUGGGAUAUGACAACUUGAAAACUGGUGAAGAACUUUCCCUCUUGAGGGCGUUUUCUAACAUGGUACCCGCUGAGGAGAGCCAGUGUGAGCUGAAGAUCGCCAAUUCCCUCUUCGUACAGAAUGGAUUUCACGUCAAUGAGGACUUUUUGAAAAUGAUGAAGAAGUACUUUAAUGCAGAAGUAAAUCAUGUGGACUUCAGUCAAAACGUAGCUGCGGCCAACUACAUCAAUAAGUGGGUGGAAAACAACACAAGCGAUCUUCUGAAAGAUUUGGUGUCCCCAAGAGAUUUUGAGGCUGUCACUCAUCUGGCGCUCAUCAAUGCUGUGUAUUUCAAGGGCAACUGGAAGUCACAGUUUAGACCCGAAAAUACUAGAACUUUUUCCUUCACUAAAGAUGACGAAAGUGAGGUCCAAAUUCCCAUGAUGUACCAGCAAGGGGAAUUUUAUUACGGGGAAUUCAGUGAUGGCUCCAAUGAAGCUGGCGGUAUCUACCAAGUCCUAGAGAUACCGUACGAGGGUGACGAGCUAAGCAUGACGCUAGUGUUGUCCAGACAGGAAGUCCCACUGGCUACUCUAGAACCACUGGUCAAGGCGCAGCUGAUUGAAGAAUGGGCCAACUCUGUGAAGAAGCAAAAAGUAGAAGUGUACCUUCCCAGGUUCACAGUGGAACAGGAAUUUGAUUUAAAAGACAUUUUGAAGGCUCUUGGAAUAACUGAAAUAUUCUUUAAAAAUGCAAAUUUGACCACUCUGUCUGAUCACAAAGAGCUGUUCUUGUCCAAAGCGAUUCACAAGUCCUUCAUAGAGGUUAAUGAAGAGGGCGCAGAAGCUGCGGCUGUCUCGGGGAUGAUUGCAAUCAGUCGGAUGGCUGUGCUGUACCCUCAAGUUAUUGUCGACCACCCAUUUUUCUUUCUUAUCAGGAACAGGAGAACUGGUACAAUCCUCUUCAUGGGACGAGUCAUGCAUCCCGAAACAAUGAACACAAGUGCACAUGACUUUGAAGAACUUUAAAUUAUUUAUUUGAGUAGCAAAGAAAAUAUUAACGAAGCACAUUAUGUUUGCAGCUGGUAUAUAUUUAUGAUUUGUGUGUUACAGUAAUAUUUCAGUGUUUUAAGGUGAUAUUUAAAAUAGCUCUAGAUAGAAACAAUAUAUGUAAAUUAUAAGUCAGCAAUGUCAAGGAAUGUUAGCAGUAUUAAGGUAAUGGUCCUGUUAUGUCGUUGUGUUUGUUGUGAUGUUAUCUAAAAUAAAAGUACGUACUGAACAUGUGAACAGUGGUUUUUCAUUUUAGAAAUCGUAGAAUACAGAUACCUUUAUGUUAAACUUGAGAACAGUGAAGUUUGUUUAGAAAUCAUAGCAUACUUGCACCACUAAGUAAAAAAUAGUGAUUUUUUGACCUCUUAAGUCUUUCCUAAUCCUGCAGGAUUAAAGCACCACAGUAAGUUAGCAGUACGCAUUUAUACAUAACAAGUAGUAACAUGGAGGUGAAGACAGGUGCUCCACAAAAAUGUGGCUGUCGUUUGUUUGAGACCCGUGUAGAGGGUCAUGCAGGGCAAGGGCGUGGGCACUGGACAUCUUUCGUGUGGCUCCAGGACAAAACUUGUUAGGAGACAGAGAGAGAGAACAAGCUACCCUAACCCUAGAGACAUUACUUGUUGACGUAUUUGCUACAGUACUAUACUUUUUAUUUGUUAUUAUUUUAGAGUCCACUAGUGUACAUCUAAGAAAUUUACUGUAAAACAGGAGUACCGCCUAGACGCCCGCAGCAACCUCAGGCUUCUCCUGUUCACAGCGUUGCUUUGUGUAUCAAGAGGCCCUGUCCAGCAACAGACCUGCACCAGCCAGGCCGGUGUGAGAACCCUCUCUGAAGUUCUCAUAGGAUGACAUCACCUCAUGACAUAUUUCUCAGAACAUACCCCACAUGUUAAGUAACCUGUGACUAUGCUAGUUGUCUAGAUAUGUUUAAUUUAUACAAAAUUAGGUCAGUCAAAAGCAUAUUAAGUCAGCGCUCCUUAAACUGGUGAUCCUAGUAGGUGGGGCCCAAGAUUGUACAUUUCUACCAAGCACCCAGCGGUGCCUUUGCUCUCUGUCACUUUGGUAGCAAAACUGCACUUGACAUAAGAUUUGAAUAUUUGAUAUUUUUAUAAAUGGAAACAGAAAGUCUAUAAUUUUCAUAAAGGUUGGAGGGAUUCUGGAUGGGACAGUGAGCUGCACUGAUAAUGUAAUACACUUGUCCAAAACAAAAAAUGGUUUUACUCGAAAGUGGUUUUUUUUCUAUUACGGACUGCAGAUAAAUGCAAAAUUCCUCAACAUAUUAGAACACUUAAACUAUAUCCUUUAAAAAUAUGGAGACAUUUAUAGGCAACACCCAUGAAAGAACUUAUGGCUGAAUGCCCAGGGAAACAAUACUUAACACUGUAUCUUUUACAGCUUAUAUUUUCAGAGGGCUUAUAAAUUACAUGAAUUUAUAAUUUCAUAAAUCUUAUAUUAUUAUAGAAUAGUGCUCUUGUUUUCAUUUAUAAUUUAUGCAAGCUAGCCUAACUGAUGUUAAUUCAGUAUUGAUAUUCUGAGUUUGUAAUAUUCUUUGUUACUAUAUCACUACCUGUUAAACAUUACAUCUAUGACUAUAUCUGUAUGUUCACUGGCCAACUCAAUGUAUUACCUAAAAGGAAGAGCAAAUGUCAUUAGACAAUCAUGUGGAUUUUUUAGAUGCCAAAAUACAACUUUUAUAGUUGACAUAGGAUUAAGUUCUAUUAUUCAGAAUGUUUAUCUUAAAAUAUUUAAAUAACUUAGAUGCCAGAAAAUAGAUGAUCCCCAUUAUUAGCAUGCUUAUGGAAUGCUUAAAAAUAAUGCUGAAUAGCACCAAGUUUUUCUCCUUUAACUUUAUUUUGUUUACAAUUUGUUCAAUAUUUUUCUUUCAAAAAAGCAGCAUAGUAUAUUUCAGCUGAAUUUCCUUUAAAAUGAAUGUUGCUAAGUAAACAUAUACACACUUAGCAUGAACAGUUUACCAAAACUUUGUGCACUUUGAAUCUUUAUAUUUGAGAGAAUAACAAUAAUUGUAGAAUUUUGCUUUUAUUUGAAUCCUGAUUUUACUUUUUUUGUGUAUGCAGUAGGCUGGAUUGAAUAAUUAUAAAGGGUAGGAUUUUACAGAUUUUGUCACCACCACUAAACCAAAUAGUUGUUAGAAUCAGUCAUAGAAAUGUUUCUUUGGAUACUGAAAAAAAGAUGUUUUAUGAAAACAAUGAAAUAAAGAGAAAACAUGGUGAAGAACAUA